UGCGAUUGCAAUGAUGCAUCAUCGCGUGAUGAUCGAAUGGAAAGUGAAUGGUAAAGGUGUAAUUUGUCGUGAGGAAUAAUAUCGGGAGGGCAGACUCGGAUGACGCUAGGACGUCACGGGGGUCGCGACGACCACCGGCGGCAUCAUGGCGUGUAUCAGGGCGCCAAGAUCCGUGCGCGGUUCUAUCGACGACAUCAAGGCCGAGUCCACGCGUAAUGUUGUGCAGAUCUAUACAGAUUGGGCUAAUUAUUAUUUGGAACGAGGGGGUUGCAAGAAAAGAGUGACCGAUCUCCAGGCUGAUCUCUGCGACGGUGUCCUGUUAGCUGACUUAGUGGAGGCUGUCACUAAUCAAAAAGUGAUCGACGUAAAUCGAAAGCCGAAAAGCGCCCAACAAAUGGUUGAAAACGUGAGUUUGUGCGUGGGAGCACUGCGGGCUCUGGGGGCGGAUGUAGGUGCUGUGAACCCGGGUGAAUUGGCAGCAGGAUCAACCCUGUGGCCGGUACUGGCUUUGCUCUUCGCCCUGUCACGCUACAAACAGCGAGCCAAGCAGCUACAGGAUAUGCCCAGAUUGCCGUCGCCCUAUAACAAACAGUCGUCGGGAGUUGGCGGUGCUGGCGGUGGUCCUGGGGGUGGUACAAGCAUACCCUUGCCCGCGACCGUUGCCGCUACCAGGAGAUGCCCUCCGGACAAAGUCAGACCGGCUCCGGCACCAACACAUCAAUCACAACUCGGUGGUCUAAAACACGGGAAUGGUGGCGUGGGUAGCGCGAGCAGUUCUAGAAGCACUAGCCCGAGUCAACAACAACCGUCUCAGGGUGGUCUUUCAUUUAUUCCGCAACCUAGAAGUCAGAAUCCGAAUCGACAACCCACAGCCACUACGCCGAGCCCUCGAGCGUCCACAGUAGGUCGACCAAAUGGAGGUUUGAGGACCCAACAACAAGCCUUACCGUAUUCUGGAAAUACUGUCCCAGCACCUCAGCCAAAUAAGAAUUCUGUAUUGGAUAAGUUUAAACUUUUCAAUAAUAAAGAUAAAAAUCAAGAACGAGGAAAGACUUCAUCGGGAGUUUCAAAACGCACUUCCAGUUCUUCCGGAUUUUCUUCAGCUCGAUCUGAACAUUCAGACAGCUCAACUUCCUUGUGUGAUCAAAGUAAAGCCCAAGCUCAGGAAUCGCCAAAAAGUCGAGCGUUGAAAUCAAAACUGCAAUCGGCUAAACCAGCAAAGCAGGCCAGUCCAAAAACAAGCAGAAAGGAGCAAAGCAAGGCCCAAAGUAAGAUUGCGCGCACGAGCAAAGGUCCGCCAAGCUCCUCGGAGAAACUAACAACACUCUAUAAUAAUCCGGUUGUAGAUCAAGAUGUUAAAAUUGCUAGUAAAGCUAUCAGCACCAAAAUAUCAAGUGACAGGAAAACAUCGACUCUUCAGGAACUGGUAAAGCAACCGGUAGUGCAACCUCCUAAACCAAAUCCUUCCGUCCUAACGCCACCUAGACAAAUUAAUCUUCAAGAUACCAAAAACGUGAACUUGAAGAACGAACUUACAGCAACGAAACUUUCACCCCGACCCAAAAUGGAGCUUCCAGGCAAGAUAUCGGAUCCAAAAAUUUAUUUACAAAGUGUAAAACCACCGCCGAAUGGUCUGAACAAAGAUUUUAUGAUGCAGAAAGCUAUUCUGGCAAAUACCAACGGUAUUAUUAAGCCAUCCGAAACGGGGGAGACUCUUGUUCAUGAGAACGAUACUUUUAAUCGCACUCUAAGCAUGAAUCAGGCAAACCUAUCAGAUGGCAAGGAUCUUACGGCAAAACAAAAAGAACCAGAAGUGUUAGAAGUUAAUCGCGAACAGCAAUCGGAGAUGGAAAGUUUUGGUUCAUCGAAGACUCGAGUAUCAAGUCAGGAGAAGGUUAUUUGUGAAGAAGAAAUAGAAUCUAUCGAAACUUCCAAUAACGAUAAACAAGAUUCUAUGACAAUUAAUUGUGUUAACUCAGUAGCUGAUGAAAAGACUGAAGACGGACUAACGAGUAUAUCCACGCAAAACAAUCUGAACUUUGGGUCCAGUAAACCGUUAGCAAGUUCGAAUAGUCCUCUUCACGGUCCGAACCCGGCCGGGCUUAGUCCGGGUUCCAGCAUCCCGAAACCUACUGCUCUUGUGAAAGGCACAUCGAAACCAUCGAAAGACAAUAGCACGCUCAGCGGAAUGCCAACGCCGACAAAGCCGAAGAGCGGCGAUACUCUUCAUCGCAAACUCGAUCCUAAUACAGUAGCGAUGGUGUCACCGAUGCCGAGUAUUUCGGAUCUUAUGUCCGACAGCUCGCAUAGCAAUUCUAACAGCACCGGGCAGAGUAAUUCGAGCGAUAGUAGUGUGAUUUAUAGGCCAAGCAGUGAGAGCGGUAGCGAAAUUAAAACGAUUCCUAACCGGAAGAUCGACACUACGUUUGAACAAAUGGAAAAGGUGCUGUCGGAAAAUUCGACGUGCGGUGGUGCUCUAGCAGACGAUGAAGCCGAGAUGACUGUAAAACCUAUGCAACCUCUCCUGCGCGGGUACACGCCUGGGGCCCGGGGCUUACAAACUCUACCGAGCCGUACUACGGCACGACAGUACACCGUCUUGCAUUCAUCGUCGCAUCAUCAUGUUGGUAAUCACCACGAUUACGCCGACGUAGACGUCGCUUCUGGUUAUCUGAGCGACGGUGAAGUGCUGCGUGGAGGUGGCAUGAGUGUUGGCAGUAGAACUCUUUCGGAUCUAUGCGACGGAUACAUGUCUGAGGGCGGCGCAUCCCUAUACGCUCGCAGGAUCAAUCCUUCUUAUGGAAGGAUUGAUCACGAUCAUGACAGAUACGUAGGUGGCUCGCGGCGAGAGCUGUCGGGGGUGAAGGAACUGGUGACCUCGAGGCGGGUGCAGAAGAAUCGGCCGUCGGGGAUCGCGAGGUCGGAUGGCGGCUGCAUCGGGGGCGUCAGUCCGGGAAGCGGUGGCAGCGGCGGUGGCAGCGGCGGCAGAGUGCCUGGCGGAGGGGGUGUGAUUGUGGGGGGUGGCGGAGGAUCGGCCACCCCCCAAGGGGCGCAGCAGAGUAACAGUCACAAUCUAGUGUACCGCGUGGUGGGUUCACGUGGACAUCCUGGUGGUCAUCAUCCGCAUGUGAAAAAGUCCGACAGCUCUCAGCAGACCGAGAGCUCGGCUUUUAAGCAUCAGCAGCACCAGCAACAACAGCAGCAGCAAAGCUCAAACGGCUCUAGCAGCAGUAUCAGUUCCAACAGUCAACAAUGGAAGAAGUACAUCGAAGCUGGUGCCGCAAGAGAGAGAGACAAGGAGGGCGCACCACCCAGCCCUAGUCCUUCUAGAAGGUCGCAGGAUAAACAUCGGAAACAGACUAUGGCAGAAUAUGCGAAUGGUGAGAAACCUCAAAAGGUUUCGUCGGGCACAUCAACCAGCAACAGUAGCAAAGUUCGUGGGGUACCACAAAGCUUUGGCUAUGUUAAGAGACACAGUGCGGGCACUAGUUCGAGUCCCAAUGGUGUCCAAAAUGGCAGCAAAGAUGCUACCAGAACGGCUCAAGUUAGCGCCGUACCAAGGACUAAGGUCAAGGUAUCCGGUGGUACACAAACAUGCACCACGGAAUUGCAAGCGAAUUCCUCGGGAUCAAAUCAGGGUCAUCACUACAAGAGCUACAGUCUCACCGGUCCCAGCGCUAGUCAACUUUCACAGUCAGUUAGAGAUCGUCUCAUGCUGGGCUCACAAAGCCUGCCAAAACCCGGCAGUCCAGAAUUCACCGCUCUUUUUGCGUCUGCCCAUCAUCGCGAGAGAGGAGCUGGCGUUGGACCAACGAGCGCGUCAUUUUCGCCCCGGGUAUUAAAACCAUCUGAUGGUAGUCUCAGCGACACAUGCAGUAAUUACGCCGCACCUGAUCUUCAGGGCUACUAUGGCACACCCAAUAGUCCCUAUACCACUUCAUGGAUGAGACAUAGCAAUACUUAUACGCCCAGCGGAAGAUCUCAAGGAAUGGGUUUGUGCGAAGCAGAUAGCGUGGAAUCAUUGGGCUCGCAUCGUGCGAGUUUGACACAUGCCCGUCUCCUAAUGCACCAGAGAGAUUCUACAGGAUCCCCGGCGCCACCCAGAUUGAAUAGGAGCAACUCCAUCAGGUCCACUAAGAGCGAGAAGAUGUACCCGUCAAUGUUGGCACGCGGAAGCGGCGCCUCAUCGUCGGUGGGUGAGGAGGUCGGGAUGGGUAUGGGAGUUGGAGUCGAGCCAUAUUACAGCGUUCCUGUGGGAUCGGCGGGAUGCACCGGCCAACAUUGGUCUCAGCCAACGUCACCGACGCCCACGCACACCUCACGGCAGCCACCUAACUUGUACCAGCACGUACAUAAGGACGACGACAUUCAUGGUUCUUCGGUAUCCUUGGUGUCCACCACGAGCAGUCUUUAUAGUUCAGCUGAGGAGAAGCAGGCGCAUGAAUUGAGAAAAUUGCGUCGUGAAUUACUGGACGCUCAGGAGAAGGUGCAUUCGUUAACCAGUCAACUGUCUACAAAUGCACAUGUGGUCUCAGCUUUUGAGCAAUCACUGUCCAAUAUGACUCAGAGAUUGCAGCAACUCACAGCUACAGCCGAAAAAAAGGAUUCUGAGCUUCAGGAACUACGAGAAACGAUCGAGAGACUGCGCAAGCAGAGUGCCGAAGCUGGAUUGAACAACGGUCCAACUGCGAACAGUGGUCGGCGUCAUACUUUAGGUGACUCCGAAUCCGGUACCACCGGCUGCACCGGCAGUAGCAGUAGCAACAAUCAUCAAGGCGCAUCAAUGGCAAGACAGCUAUCCGCGGAUAGCGUGACGUCUCUGAACUCGUUAAGCAGCGCCUGCUCGGCCAGCAGCAGUCAUCAUAAAAAGAAGGGCUGGCUACGGAGCUCCUUCUCCAAGGCCUUCUCGAGGUCGCGCAAAAACCGGCAUGGUUCGGUUUCUGACGCGGAGGACUGCAAGGAGAGCCCUGGUGGUGAUCUGAGCGCUCCCAACAGUCCUAGACUGCCAACCGCAUCCAAACACGAGUCUUCGAGAGCACAAACCGUGAGGAGCAACGGUCAGAAAUCUCCCGAUCAUGAGAAUCCUUUGUCUGGAAGCAAGAGCAGCUCAGCAUUGUACAAGAAAGAGGAUGAAGAUGUGGAUGAAUUGAAGAAACAAUUGAGGGAGAAGGAUUUAGUGCUCACAGAUAUCAGAUUGGAAGCAUUAUCUUCAGCACAUCAGCUGGAGUCUUUAAAGGACACGGUCAUCAAGAUGAGGUACGAGAUGCUAAACUUGAAGCAGAAUAAUGAGCGUCUCCAACGACUAGUGACCUCAAAGUCGCUCACUUCCUCGCAGUCCUCUCUACCCAGUGACCCAGAUCGACGCUUCAGCAUGACUGAGGUGGCGUCGAGUGUCGCAGCAUUGUCGAACGGCGACGUCAGUUCCACGGCCGAUCAACUGGAAGAUCUUAACGUCCCGGUCGAACACUCCGUUGUGCCAUCGAGCGCAACAACUACAGAACCAGUUCUCGAGCAAGACACUGACGGCAAGAGAAUCAAUGUGGCCGUUUAUCUCGGCAGUGAGCGAAAUUUUAACUAUAAUUUGAUUACCGGGAGCUGCGCCGAUGGCACCAUAGGCGAGCCACCACAUUGCGUAAUUGCCAAUGUGUGCAUCAGCAAUAAAACCAGCUGGGACGCACUGGAUUCUAUGGUGAGACGUUGCUUCAAGGAGUACGUUUCCCGAGUGGACCCUGUGACGAAUCUGGGUCUUGGCGUCGAAUGUGUCGCCGCGUAUCAUCUCGGAGAAGCUUCCAGAUGCACUACUGAUUCUCAGCAUCCUGAGUUAUUACCCUGCGGCUAUCUAGUCGGCCACGUGAAAACUAUUUAUCUAGUGCUGUCAGGUUAUUCCUGGCUAGCGGUGGAUACCUUGAUACCGCGUUCCAUCGUUCAGCGACUGAUCUCUCUUCUGACGGAACAUCGUAGAGUGAUUUUAUGCGGUCCAAGUGGUACAGGGAAGAGUUACUUAGCUGGAAAACUGGCGCACGCUCUAGUAGAUACUGACAAUGACACGAAGGAUGCUGCUGCCGUUGCGACUUUCAAUGUCGAUCAUAAGUCCAGCAAGGAAUUGCGCCAGUAUCUCGCGCACAUCGCUGAAAGGUGCGAUUCGAACGCCGCUGAUGAACUACCUAGGGUGAUUAUUUUGGAAAACCUUCAACACGCAGCAUCUCUGGGCGAACUCUUCAGCGGACUCUUAGGAACUAGACAUUCAUCGUGUCCUGCUAUUAUCGGUACCAUGAGUCAGACCACUUGUAGUACUACCAACUUGCAGUUGCAUCAUAAUUUCAGGUGGGUAUUAUGUGCAAAUCACAUGGAACCAGUCAAGGGAUUUCUAGGACGUUAUUUGAGAAGGAAAUUACUGGAGCACGAACUACGCGAAUGCGCCGGGACAAGAAACGCGGAAAUGGCAGCAGUAGUCGAGUGGCUGCCGCGUGUAUGGCUGCAUCUUAACAAGUUCCUAGAAACCCAUAGUAGCUCUGACGUCACCAUAGGACCGCGGCUGUUUUUAUCGUGUCCAAUGGAAGUGGCUGGAUCUCAAGUGUGGUUUACCGAUCUGUGGAACUAUUCGGUAAUACCUUAUUUAGUGGAAGCGGUCAGAGAAGGAUUGACGCUAUACGGAAGACGCGUAAGCGGGAACGGAAAUGGCGAAUCGGCAUGGGAAGAUCCAGCGCAAUUCAUCACAUCGAGCUAUCCAUGGCUUUCGACGCAUGCCGUGCACGGCGGCAGCGAUGCUCUUCUACGUCUGAGACCCGAAGACGUGGGAUAUGAUGUCGUCUCCAGCGGGCACACUUCCGGUGUAGGCGCCUCCAGCGUAAAGAGCCUUGGAAGUACUCAUAGUGAUACCGAAGGAGAUCCUCUGCUUAACAUGCUAAUGAGGCUUCAGGAAGCAGCUAAUUACUCAAGUCCACAUAGUAACGACAGCGACUCGGUGACGUCUCUUGAUUCAUCACAUACUCGUCAUUCAGAGGAUUUGAGCAGUUCGACAUCUUCGUCAAGAGGAGUAGAAUCGGCACUCUAA
Molecule: messenger RNA, 7054 nt
Organism: Trachymyrmex septentrionalis
Lineage: Eukaryota; Metazoa; Arthropoda; Insecta; Hymenoptera; Formicidae
Gene: sick
Product: protein sickie
Exons: 22
Coding region: 146-7054 (2302 amino acids)
Biological process (GO): neurogenesis; nervous system development
Molecular function (GO): protein binding; ATP hydrolysis activity
Source: RefSeq, a predicted model, not a curated record